Messenger RNA from Pelmatolapia mariae (spotted tilapia), 1364 nucleotides. RefSeq names its product APAF1 interacting protein (gene apip). The transcript has 8 exons. Gene Ontology annotation, cellular component: cytoplasm. The record is from RefSeq and is a predicted model, not a curated record. Gene Ontology annotation, molecular function: methylthioribulose 1-phosphate dehydratase activity; metal ion binding. The coding region runs from base 94 to 831 and encodes 245 amino acids. NCBI's taxonomy places the organism in Eukaryota, Metazoa, Chordata, Actinopteri, Cichliformes, Cichlidae.
GUGUAUUUGCACGCGUGCUUGUGCACGUCGCGUGUUGAUGACGUCAGAACGCUGCUAGCGCAAACAGACUGAUUUAGCACCAAAAGUCCAGAGAUGUCGUCUUUUUGCGGCACCGGCGAUGACUUUCAAGAUGCAGGUCAAGAGACCACUGAAAAACAGGACAAGGAACAUCCACGUGUCCUCAUUCCUGAGUUAUGUCGGCUCUUCUACCAGCUGGGAUGGGUGACGGGGACGGGUGGAGGGAUAAGCCUGAAACGAGGAGACCAGAUCUACAUUGCACCAUCAGGUGUUCAGAAAGAGAGAAUCCAGCCAGAAGAUAUGUUUGUUUGUGACAUGGAGGAGAGGGACAUCAGCUGUCCUCCUGCCUGGAAGAAGUUAAAGAAGAGCCAGUGCACACCACUUUUUAUGAACGCCUAUACUAUGAGAGGGGCACAGGCAGUUAUACACACCCACUCAAAGGCUGCUGUCAUGGCAACGCUGCUCUAUCCUGGCAAAGAGUUCAGGAUAACACACCAGGAGAUGAUCAAGGGGAUUCGUAAGGGCACCUCAGGCACAAACUAUCGGUAUGAUGACUUCCUGGUUGUGCCGAUUAUUGAAAAUACACCGGAGGAGAAGGACUUGAAAGACCGGAUGGCUCGGGCAAUGGAAGAAUACCCAGAUUCAUGUGCAGUUCUAGUCCGCAGGCAUGGUGUCUAUGUGUGGGGCGAGUCGUGGGAAAAAGCGAAGACUAUGUGCGAAUGCUACGACUACCUGUUUGACGUUGCAGUCCAGAUGAAGCAAUGUGGACUGGACCCCUCAGCCCUUCCGAUGGAAGAAAAAGGAAUAGUUUGAUAUUCGAUGGUGCUUUUCAAAGAGACAUUUGUGGCAGAAAGGUUAGUGGAGUUCAAUCAGGAGAGCAGAUUGUAAUCAUUUGCCUUUCAUGCCAGCCUGCUUCAAAUUUGAUGAAAUUUGAUGGUAAGGGUAGAUUCAGGGUUGAAGGAGAUUGAAUGCCUGCGAUCUGGAAGAAUCUGAAGGAACACUGUGAAGCACUGUGGGACAACUCAUGAGUGAGCAGCUGUCAAAUCAAUGUCCUUAGGUUCAAAUGUUUCUCUAUUCAAGUCUGACUGGACUGAAAUCAAGGUCUCGGUGUAUGCCAGGCAUGAACAUCACGCUGCAUUUCACUGACUGCUUCAAUCGAUUUAGAAAAGAAAAAAACUGCAAAAAAGCCAAUAAAAUGUGUAAUUGUGUAAAAUAAGUGUAGGUUUUCUGUUUCUUAAGUUUUCAGCUAUAGUUAAAUAAAAUCCAGUUUUCCUUUCUAAAACACUAUCUUUCUCAUGUUAAUUUGUCAAUACCACCCCAGGGAGACACCUGAUGUUCUGUAUAUG